This is a messenger RNA of Onthophagus taurus, 1919 nucleotides long. NCBI's taxonomy places the organism in Eukaryota, Metazoa, Arthropoda, Insecta, Coleoptera, Scarabaeidae. The record is from RefSeq and is a predicted model, not a curated record.
GUUGACAGUUAAAAUGAGUGAUCAAACUUAACUAAAGCCCCAAAAAGAGCGAGUAUGCGUAUAAAACCUUUUGGAUUUCUAGUGGUUUUAGUAAACAUAGUUUUACUUUAUUCAACCUGGCGUCUGUUCGCAAAUUUUAUCAUAUUUUCUACUCCCGAUAAAGAAAAUUCUCACAUAACCUCAAAGUCGAACGUGCAAGACUUGGGUGAUCUCGUAACAAUAAUAAUAAGAGAUUUUCAACUGGAUAGAAACGAUGUUAUCCCGACUAUUUACUCUUUUACGAAAAUCUACCCCAACGUUAAAGUCUACGUUAUCUCAGAUGAGGCACCGUACCCACCUUUGGAGAUUGACGAUAACAUAAACAUGACUAACAUUAAAAUAUUGAGUUUAAAACCGUCGUUAAGCGUUUCAUAUAAAGAUAAGUAUCCCAUUUUUGAGAUUGAUACAAAGUAUGUUUUAUUUUUACCUGAUUCCACUCGAUUACCUCAUAGGGAUAUUUUAGAAUACAUUUUACAUGAAACUAAUAAGCCCAAUGCCAUUUUGGCUAUUCCUGUUACUUACACCGAUUUAAAAUGUUUUAAUGUUAGUCAUGAAACUAAAUUGUGGAUGGUUCGACUUGAUAUGAUCAAAGGGUAUCAAUGUGGGCUGGUUUCUGGGAAACAUGCCACUAUUUUGAAUAGUGGAAUUUUAAAUGAAUUGCCAAAUGCUCUUUUGGCACCAUUUCCAUUAUCUUUAUAUCUACAAACAUCAUAUUUAAAUUAUAGUGUUAAAAUUUUACAAGGUGUCAUUUUUCAAGAUGGUAAACCUCCGUUAGAGAAUCGUCAUGUUCAAUGGAUGAGAAGACUUGAAGAAGAAGCAUUAAAAAAUUUAUAUCGUUCCUUUAAAAUAAAAUUAGUUAAAGAAGACGAAACAGAACAAUGGUAUGGGUGUACUAAAAAUACAUCCCGUUGCUUUCCUCCAGUUGUUUCUUCAUUACCAUCAUAUUUAAUUGAAAAAAAAUUAACUCCUCCAUGUUGUAUGUCAAAUUUACGUAAAACCGCUUUACAUGUUUUUAAGAAUCUUGAAGAUUGUGGUAUAAGAUAUUGGUUGGAAGGCGGUAGUUUAUUGGGGGCUAUGAAACAUGGUGAUAUUCUUCCAUGGGAUUACGACGUUGAUGUAGGGGUCAAUAGGGAUGAUCUAUCUAGAUGUGUUUGGUUGGAAAGAGCGAAAUUUAAACCUGUGGUUGAUUUGAAAGGUUUUUAUUGGGAAAAAGCUGGGGAGGGGAACUAUUUUCGCGUUCAUUAUAGUAAAAAGAAUCGAAUUUUUGUGAACAUAUUUCCGUUUUAUGCUAAAAAUGGAACAAUGUCUUUAGACGGUUGGAACUUGAAUCGUAAACGAAUGGAAUUUCCCGAUCAUUUUUUGCAUCCCAUGUCGAGUAUUAGUUUUUGUGGCCGAAACGUACCGAGUCCUAAUAAUAUAAGAGAUUUUUUAGAGUUAAAGUUUGGUAGAGGGUCAAUUGAAAAUGCCCAAUAUCCUGAUUUAAAUGUUAUGCAUUUUCCGUAAAAAAAAAAUUACAUAAAGAAUAGUUUGCUCUUAGAUUUUUAGAUCGAUCUUUCGAAAAUAACGAUCUUAACAUGUGUUAUUUCCUGUGAUAAAAAAUGAAUAAUAUAAGUUACAUUUUUUGUGCCAAAACGUUCAAAUAUAUUGUGAUUUGAUCAGUAUUAUUUACUUGCUCAUUUGAAGAGAACCAUUUUUAUUGUAGGUUUUUAAAAAAAUACGCUUGUUAUUAGAGUGAAGAAAACUAUAGACGUUAUUAUCUAUAUGUCUUUAUUAAAUGUUAUUAGAUUAUAAAAAGAAAAUAUACAAAAAAUAUUUGAGUUGUAGGGUACUCUCUUGUACACUUAAUAUUGUUGUAAAUAAAUAUUAUUAUGCAGAUGAUG